UAAUAUUCUUACUUUAACCUUGAAUAAAAAGCUCAGAAAAUAGGUUACCUAAAUAAGAAACAUUCAGUGUAGAUAAUAAGAGGAACGUUGACACAGAAUAAUUUUGAAAAUUGAUUUUUCAUUUUCUCUUUUCAGAUUUGUGUUAGGCAAAAGUUAAUAUCAUAUUAAAGAAGUAUAAUUAUAAAACUAUUAUAUUUACUCCAAUUUUUGUGCUCUCUGUCUUGAGCUUAGAUUUCUGUUUAGAUUUGUGAUGGCUUCAUUAUAUAUAGGCUCGUGUAGAAACAACCUACUGCAAUUUAGGCCAUGUGGACACUUGGCCUUAUCAAGACUGCAUGCAUCCUUCAGUUCUUUAUGCACUUCAUCUGUUGAAAUUUCCCUGUAUAGCACAAAAACACGAGUCAGCUAUUCUAGCCAAUCUGUUGUAUCAUCUAAAACCACCCUGAUGCAAGGUUAUCAUUUAUUGAAUGUUUCAGCACUCCCAAUCCAAAAACAGGAAGUGUUCUAUUCUUCAAUACCCACCUAUAUUGAUCCCUUAGAAUCCAAUAUCAAUUCUGAAAGUUUAUCUACAUUAAAAUGUACUUUGAAUAGUGUGGAAAUUUCAAAUGCUAGCACGCAGAUACCCAGCUCAAUUAAGACUCCUCAAAAUCUUACAGCAACCGGGGACUACAAUGGAGUGCUUAACCACGAAAAUCAAACUUCAUUUCUUGAUACCAUUAUACCAACUGUUAGUGCAGCUACAGAAGCUGCCUCUAAUUCAAGUUCUGAACUCACUGGCUGGCUGGCUACUUACGUCAAGUGGUUUGAAAGCCUGGCAUCAAGUGCUCCUGUUAUGAAGUUGAUGGUGUGGCUGCAAGAUAUACACAGUGCAUUAGGUGUACCAUGGUGGAUGUCUAUCAUCCUCACCACAGUUGUGCUCAGGACGUCUAUCACACUACCUCUUGCUCUGUAUCAGCAAUAUGUCUUUGCAAAAGUUGAACUGCUGAAGGGUGAAAUGGUGACUGUGAUGCAAAGACUUGCUGAUGAGACUCGAGCUGCCAAGCGAAAGUUUGCUUGGGAUGAGGCAAAGACUCGUCUUCACUUCAGAAGGAGGUGUAAAGAAUCAUGGAAUGAGCUGAUAGUGCGUGACAACUGCCAUCCCGGCAAGGGAGUCGUGUUGCUACUGGGGCAGCUGCCGUUGUGGAUCAUGAUCUCCGUGGCUUUCCGCAACCUGGCCCUGUGCCCACCCCAGUCUGACUAUGCGGCGAUGGCGGCGCAGCAGGAGCUGAGCUUAGAAGGACUUCCUUGGUGCACCGAUCUCACCGUAUCGGACUCACUGAUGAUACUUCCGUUCUCAAUGGCCAUCAUCAACCUGAUUAUUACUGAGGUUCAUGUCCUGCAGCGGCCGGCGGUUGCCGUCUCGACCGGCGUGCGGGUGAUGACGUGGGUCUUCCGUGGCGUGGCCGUCAUCACCGUCCCCAUCGCCAUGUUUAUGCCUUCAGCCGUGGUGCUGUACUGGGUGACGUCGAGUAGCUGUGCGCUGGCGCAAGCCUUCGUCCUGAUGCACCCUCGCCUGCGUCGUGCGUGCGGCAUCCCACAGACGCCCUCCGAGAUGCAGCGCCCUUAUAGUGAGAUCGCGCAGCGCCUCGCCCUCAAAAUAAAAGGAGAACCCAAGGCAAAUGACAAGCCAGUAAUUUUGGACACACGGAUACCAGAGCAACGCCUCGCUUUCAAAAUAAAAGGGAAACCCGAGGUAAAUGAAAAGCCAGUAACUUUUGCACUCAAAGAUAAAAAGAUGAAGAAAAAAAGUUGAAGAAUUGCCCGGACGUUUUGUGCUGUGCAACGUUUUCCACUCAGUCUGUGAGGUUUGUGAAGGUUUGAUGUUUGGAU
This is a messenger RNA of Hyalella azteca, 1866 nucleotides long. Its product is annotated as cytochrome c oxidase assembly protein COX18, mitochondrial. Lineage: Eukaryota; Metazoa; Arthropoda; Malacostraca; Amphipoda; Hyalellidae. The coding region runs from base 251 to 1789 and encodes 512 amino acids. Gene Ontology annotation, biological process: mitochondrial respiratory chain complex IV assembly; protein insertion into mitochondrial inner membrane from matrix. The transcript has 7 exons. Gene Ontology annotation, molecular function: membrane insertase activity. Gene Ontology annotation, cellular component: mitochondrial inner membrane. The record is from RefSeq and is a predicted model, not a curated record.